This is a messenger RNA of Penicillium diatomitis, 684 nucleotides long. It is a transcript of the gene sod2, whose product is annotated as superoxide dismutase sodB. Gene Ontology annotation, cellular component: mitochondrion. Gene Ontology annotation, biological process: superoxide metabolic process. The record is from RefSeq and is a predicted model, not a curated record. Lineage: Eukaryota; Fungi; Ascomycota; Eurotiomycetes; Eurotiales; Aspergillaceae. The transcript is spliced from 3 exons. Gene Ontology annotation, molecular function: superoxide dismutase activity; metal ion binding. Bases 1 to 684 code for a protein of 227 amino acids.
AUGGUUGCUCUUCUCGCCUCCUCUGCCCGCGCCGCUCUGCGCUCGGGUGCUUCGGCUUCUUUCAAGACCGGAGCUGCAGGCUUGACCAUUGCCCGCGGCAAGGCCACUUUGCCCGAUCUUUCUUUCGAUUAUGGCGCCCUUGAGCCCUCCAUCUCCGGCAAGAUCAUGGAGAUCCACCACAAGAACCACCACAACACCUAUGUCACCAACUACAACAACGCCAUUGAGCAGCUGCAGGAGGCCCAGGCCAAGAAUGACAUCUCUGCACAGAUUGCGCUGAAGCCCGCGAUCAACUUCAACGGUGGUGGUCACCUCAACCACUCUCUCUUCUGGGAGAACCUGGCCCCCAAGAGCGCCGGUGGUGGUGAGCCUCCCUCUGGCUCCCUUGCUCAGGCCAUUGAUGGAACCUACGGUAGCCUUGAUGAGUUCAAGAACAAGUUCAACACUGCCCUUGCCGGCAUCCAGGGCAGUGGCUGGGCCUGGCUCGUCAAGGACAAGCAGACUGGCCAGAUCGGCAUCCGCACGUACGCCAACCAAGACCCUGUUGUUGGCCAGUACCAGCCCCUCCUUGGUGUUGAUGCCUGGGAGCAUGCUUACUACCUCCAAUACCAGAACCGCAAGGCCGAGUACUUCAAGGCCAUCUGGGAGGUCAUCAACUGGAAGGCUGUUGAGAAGCGCUUCUAA